Messenger RNA from Ipomoea triloba (trilobed morning glory), 1593 nucleotides. Its product is annotated as protein FAR1-RELATED SEQUENCE 5-like. Gene Ontology annotation, biological process: regulation of DNA-templated transcription. The transcript has 4 exons. Lineage: Eukaryota; Viridiplantae; Streptophyta; Magnoliopsida; Solanales; Convolvulaceae. Bases 1 to 1593 code for a protein of 530 amino acids. The record is from RefSeq and is a predicted model, not a curated record.
AUGAAAAUAUCACCGAAUGGAACCAAACAAUGGAUACCAAAUGCAAAUCCCGAAGAAACACCAUAUACAGGGCAGAAAUUUAAGACAGUAGACGAAGGCAUUGAGUUCUAUAAAGCAUAUGCAAAGGCCGUAGGAUUUGAUGUUCGUCACGGCACAAUGCGAAGGACAGAGGGGGUGAUGUGGGAAUUAAGUACAUGGAAGCUAGACAACGCCCACAAAACAUUCCUAGCAAACUGUGUAAAAGCGAAUAUAGGGCCGACGAAAGGUUUUAGAUUAUACAAAGAGAUGGUUGGAAGUUUUAGUGCUAUAGGAGCCACAUGCAUUGACUUCUGCAAUUUUAGGCGAGACAUGUUGGCAUAUAUCGCAGGAGUAGACGCCCAAAUGGUAGUGGAGGACUUGUUUAAAAAGAAGGAAAUGAAUCCAGAUUUUUACUUCGAUUUUGACCUGGACGACGGGGGAGAAUUGUGCAGGUUGUUUUGGGCUGAUGGUACUUCCCGUAAGAAUUUUGCAUGCUUUGGAGAUGUGAUGUCUUUUGACGCUACAUACAGGACAAACAAGUACAGGCUAGUGUUCGUGCCCUUCACCGGGGUGGACCACCACAAAAGAUGCAUUACAUUUGGAGCAGGACUGUUAGCGAAAGAGGACACCGACUCGUACGAGUGGCUCCUUACCAGUUUCAAAAAUGCCAUGGGGGCCACGCCGAGAUGUGCAAUAACCAACCAAGAUGCAGCGUUGAGGGUGGCAGUGCCAAAUAUCAUGCCUACGACUCGACACAGGUUUUGUAUGUGGUACAUUAUGACAAAAGUGGGGGAUAAGGCUGGGAGUGUGUUGGCACGAGACAAGGAAUUCAGGAAAGCACUAAACAGUGUAGUUUGGGAUGAAACACUGAGUGUGGAAGAAUUCGAAAACAGAUGGCUAAAGGUAAUGGAAGACUACGACCUUGUUGAAGACCGAUGGUUUGCACAAUUGUAUGAGGCACGUGCUUCGUGGAUCCCCGCAUACUUCCAGGACAUAUUCAUGGGAGGACUACUCAAAACAACAUCUCGUUCAGAGGCAGAAAACAAUUAUUUCGGGAACUUUACGAACCACCACUGCAGCCUGGUUGAAUUUUUCAUGCAAUACAACAGCGCAAUAGAAGAACAAAGAUAUAAGCAAACCAAACUAAAUGCAAAGUGCGAAGGCUCCUUCCCAGAGACAAAAACGCCUUUACACAUGGAGCAGCAAGCAGCAACAUUGUACACCAUAAACAUGUUCUACGAGUUCCAAACAGAGAUUUGGGAAGAAAAGGUGAAUGAGAUGCUGACAACGCUACAACAACUCAAAAAGGAAUUCCACAAGUCCAAACACGAAACACACCAAUCACCCUCUAACGAAUCAGCCAUAGAAGCCAUAGUGGGCUCGAGAACAACUGGAGAGAUACGCAUAAAACCACCAAAGUUUGCUAAUAACAAAGGCAGUGGAAAACGACUCAAAAGCAACAAGGAAAAGGCAAUUGAGAAGAGAAAAAAGAAAUCAAGGGCGUGUGCAACUUGUGGUGGACGAGGACAUAACAGUAGAACCUGCAUAGAAAACAAAACAGAUUUUUCUGAUUAA